GUUUGUUGUUGCUCUUCACCCCCCGGACUGAAACCCCGCAGCUCUCUGCGGCCAAGAGCUCCUGUCUCAGCAGGAAGUGACGUAAAAAUCGCCGUUGGCCAAUCCGCGGCGGCGACACCAAGAGCGGACGCAAGACCCGCCCCCAGCCUUCUGAAACCGAACGCGCCCGAAGAAGAACCGUGCGAACCAGUCCGCGCUCUGCAGGAGAAGUAACAUGGACACGGAGUUGUUUAUGGAGUGUGAGGAAGAGGAGCUGGAGCCAUGGCAACAGGUGGCAGACAGCGUGGAGGAAGACGACAUAGACUUCAUAGACAGCUGUUGCGAGCCAGGAGAAGAUUCUCUUCUUCCAGCCUCUGAGACUCCGCCUCCCGGGACUCCGCCUCCAAUCCCUCCCCCCACAGCUUCGCCCCUCGUACAGAUUCUGCGCUCCCCUGCGAAGCCUCCUCUUCCUCCUCCUCGCCCGCGUCCGUCCUUCAUCACCUCUUCUCGCCCCGCCCCGUCCUCCACACCUGCCUUGGCCCCGCCCCUGAUGGCUCAGGCCCCGCCCCUCUUCCUGACACAGACAGGUGGCACGUUCCUCCUCCCAGCGGCUCCCGGAACGCCCCACUGCCAGCCUGUCCUCCUCGCCACACAGGGCUUCCCAGUGAUGAAACGCGGCGCCCCUCUCCUGCUGAACCUGCAGCCGGGUCAGACGGUCCAGCCGCUCACGCUGAUCCAGUUGCAGUCACUGGGUCAGCUGGUCCGGCCCAGCGUGGGCGUGUCCCCAGUCCAUCAGGUGGUCCAGGCAAGAGCAGCCCCCCCCCCUUCACACGUCCCUGGCACCGCCUUUACCGCCAUCAAGCUGCCGACUGCGCUGAGCUCCCGCACCGGCACGCCAGCGCCCGUUAACCAUCAGAUGACUGAAGUGGGCGGAGCCAACUGUCUGAAGAUGGCAGCUUGCCCCGCGCUCCCCUCUGGAUCGGCCAAUGGCGUCGCCCGAAUCUCUCCGUUCAGCAGCGCUCCUGACCCCGCCCCCUUUGCCUCCGCGGUUCCCGCCCACUGCAUGACCCCAUCGCUGACCUCCAACCCUCACAGGGUGGUGAUGAGCGUGGAGGAGUUCUACUACGGGACGUUGGAGGGCGACCUGAGUCUGAGGAAGCCGCUGAGGAUCAAAACCUCCUUCACCUGCCAGAUCUGCACCUACCGGGCCGAGAACAACCUGAGGUUGAUGCAGCACAUGCUCCAGCACUCCGAGUUGGUUGGAGGAACAAGUGAAGACAGGAAGUGCUGCAGGUUCUGUUACCGUCAGUUCUCGUCUCCGUCUCAGCUGCAGAGCCACGAGGAGCAGGUGCACGGCCCCGCCCCCUCCGCCUGUUUGUGUCGUAUCUGUGAGUGGGCGUUCGAGAACGAGCCGGCUUUCUUGAACCACAUGAAGUCCAACCACCAACCCGGAGAGAUGCCCUACCUCUGCCAGGUGUGUUCCCAUCGCUCCUCGUUCUACGCCGACAUCCUGCAGCACUUUGCCAGCUUCCACAGAGACUCUGGCUUCCUGAUGUGCCUCUUCUGCCUGAAGGUGACCAGAAACCCCGUCAGCUACCAGCAGCACCUGUCGAGACACCAGAUGAACCAGGCGUUCCACUGCAACAGGUGUCGCCUUCAGUUCAUCUUCCUGAAGGACAAGAUGCAGCACAAACAGGAAAACCACCGCAGCUUCCGUCGUCCCGCUGAGCUUGAAGGGCUGCCCCCGGGGUCAAAGCAGGUGACAAUCAGGACCUGUGGGAAGAUCAGGCCUCUGCUCCAGAGCCCCGCCUCCCUCAUCCAGCCAAUCAACAUCAAGAGUGAGACGUCUCCGCUCCACAGGAGUCCCGCCCUCCUCAGGUCAUCGCCACCACGCCAUGUCAACAGGUCUUCGGGCGGUGGCGGGGACCACCUGGUGUGUUUGGAGUGUGGGAGCCGUGUGCUGGACUUCUCGGCUCACUACCCGACCCACGUCCGGUGUCUGCUGUGUCCCUACAGCAGCUGCUGCUCCAGAGCUUACGCCUCCCACAUGAUCCAUCACGUGCCGCGGACCAAAGACCGAGUCCUUCCCCUGCACAGACGCUGUCCUCCAUGUGUUUACCUGUUGUGCUGCUCUCAGUGUGACUUCAGCCCUCAGACCGCUGAUCAGAUGGCUAAACAUCUACUGAGGAACCCGCUGCACCACAGCGCCACCUGCAGGCCACGGCGCUGCAUUGAACCAGACAUCCAGUUCUGCCUCCAGAAAGAGCGGCGACCCGCAAGUGGAGAAGAACCGGUCCAGAGUGCAGACCUGCCCAAUCCGUCCUGGAGGUCAGCGAGUCGAUGGAAACUGCCGUCGGAGAGCGAGGAGUUUGCUCCCGUGCUCCCGUUCCAGCAGAGCACCGGACCGCACCACUUUCUGUCAAAGAACACCGACGCCAUCGACUUCUUUCACCUGCUCUUUCCUCAGGAGCUCACGGAGCUAAUCACCAAGGAAACCAAUGCCCACGCCAAGACCUGCCGCUUCAUGGGCCUCGGCUACUCGGACUGGGUCCCCACCACCGUGCACGAGGUCAAGGGCUUCCUUGGCCUAGUCAUCUUGAUGGGGCUCCACAACCUCCCCGACCCGUCACAGUACUGGUCCUGGAGCCACUACGACAACAGCUACGCCUUCUAUCGCGCAAUGAGCUUCAAGCGCUUCCAGCAGAUCACCGCCAACAUCCGCAUGGGCAGCUUCGCCACGGAGCAGCUCUGUGGAACCAGUAACCCCAACGACCCGCUGCACAUCUUCAGGCCGAUGCUGCGCCUCCUGGGCGCCGCCAUGUGGAGUGCCUACAAACCAAACUGCUGCCUGUCCGUGGACCAGGCGCUGCUGCCCGGCCCCGAUGAGGCGGGCUCAAAGACCCGGCCCAAGGCAUGGCUGCUCUGCGACUCCAAGUCCGGCUACUGCCACCGCUUCUUCAUCCAGGCAGGGGAGGGUGAGGGCCUGGGGCAGGGCUUCACCGUGGUGCCAGAGCUGGUGGAGGACCUGGAGGACAAACACCACCAGCUCUACCUGGCAAGUUCGCUGGCCUCCGUCCCGCUCAUGCAAAAGCUUUUGGACCUGGGCAUCUACGCCUCCAGCUCCUUUCCCCCGCUCAGCCCCGUCUUGCCCCGGGAGUUGUGGGAGGAGGGUCACCUGGAGCGACCCGGGGACUUUCUGCAGAGGCGGUUUGGCUCCCUGCUGGCCACCCGCUGGAGAGACACCAAAGAGAUGGGCUGCCUGUCAACCAACGCGGCCCCUGGCGAGCAGGACACCGUCUGGAGGAGGUCUCAGACCAGAGUGGGCGGACUAGACCCUGUGGACCGCCCCAUGGCCUUCUGCCUCCUGCAGGAGAACAUGCGAGGUGUUGACAUCUGCAAGCAGCUGCUGGCCUGCAACCCGCUGGGAGGAAUCCUCCAGGACCGACACUGGCGCGGCCUCUUCUGGUUCCUGGUGAACCUGAGCAUUGUCAACGCCUUCAUCGUGCUGCGGGAAAGCCGCAAGGAGAACCCGCCAGCCUGGGUGCAGGACGGCCUCUUCACGCAGGUCAGCUUCCGCAAGCGCCUGGGCAACCAGCUCGCCAAGUGUGCUCAGAACCACUCGGAGACCGUGGAGAUCGCCGGCUCCCGCGCAACCAGGGCAGAGGCGCCAGUGGAGCAGAGGCACCGCAUGGGUAAGAUUAGCAGCAUCUCCAAGAGAUGCAAGACCUGCCACCUGAAGAACCUCCGGCACGAGAGUGUCUACGGCUGCGUCGUCUGCAGGGCGAACCUGUGCAAACACCCCAGCUGCUUCUGGGAGUUUCACGGCCUCUCACCCCGGAACAAAGGUUCAACAAGAGUGGGAUUCAUCAAGGACAGAAUCAGCGGUGAUGUCACGGUGAAGGAGGUCGAGGACAAUGUGGACGGGGCCAUGGCGCCCGUGGAGGACUUUGAUUUCUCUGACAACGACGUGGACGACAUAGAAUAUGACGACGUCGACGACAUCAAGGAAGAGCUCGUCGAAGAAGUAAAGCCCCUGACAUCUCGCCCAUCGUCAAUGACGACCAAGGGGGCAACCGCCUCAUCUGUUGGUAAAGACGAUUUCCUCACCGCCCGCAAGCUCCGCGUCGCCCUCUCAGCCCUGUGUGACGGAGUACGCCAGGCCUCCAGGGUGUUUCUCACCGAGCCGGGCCUCAUCCGGUCCUGGCUGCGGGAGGCUGGGAGACGCCAAAGGUCAGCCGCGCAGGAGCGGCCCAGGACGGACGGCGAUGGCGCUGCCCGCAUGGUGGCCUGGGUGCUGUCCAUGCGCGAGCAGCAGCUUCCCAUCACGGAGAGCAACUUCUUUCGCAAGGCCUCCGCGCUGAAGAAGAAGGGGGUUUUCAGCAACGCCUUCCGCAUCUCCUACAACUGGGCGGUAGGCUUCAUGCUGGAGCACCAACUGGGCGUCGGCAGCUCGCCCGGCGCAGCUCUGCCUUUGCCGCCUUCCCUAGAGGCCAAGGUCGGAUCCUUCAGGGAGUUCACGCAGAAGGUCGUCCGGGCCAACGGACUCACGGACAGCGCCGUGGCCGCUAUGGACGAAUUGUGUCUAUUUGUGGAUGUACGGCUGGUCCAGGACAAGUCCCGGCGUUCUGAGGCGCUGGAGCUCACCGGGUCUCUGCCGCUGGUCACCGUGUACCUGGCGGCGCUGGCCGACGGGACCAUGCUGCCGUCGAUGAUUCUGGCGAACCGGCAGAUGUCUGAGAAGGUCCUUCCCGAGUUUAUCCAUACCGGACCGGAAGGCCUGCCAGUAGAAGAAGCCCUGGAUCUGUGGACCAACAAAAUAUGGCUGAAGCAUGUUUACGGGCCUGCCAGGCCCGGUAAAUCCAUGCUGGUCCUGGACCGGCACCGAGAGCACAUGGGAGAUCCCUUUCUCGCCAUUAUCAGCGGGGCGGGAACCCUGCCGGCCAUGAUCCCUGCAGGCUGCUCCUCCGGUCUUCAGCCACUGGAGGUCUGUGCGAGGCCGGUGUUGCAGCGUUUCCUGUUGGCUCGUUGGGCCAAGUUCAUUGCUGGGAACCCGGAGGAGCUGGAGGAAACGGCGGCGCACCAGCUCCAAGCCAACGUGGCCCAGCUGCUGGUUGAUUGGUUGGUCGAGGCACUGACACACUUAAACCAGCUUCCGCGGCUCUUGCAGAAGUCAUUCUGCCUGUCGGGCCUUCUGCGAGAGGAGAACGAGGAGGAGCAGACGAUGAGUCCAGAGGGGAUCCAAGCGGACAUCCUCAAAAGCCUGACUGAGAUCCUGCUGGGGCCCGAGGCCUCGGAUGACCUCCCCGAGCUGCUGGAGGAUGAAGAGGACGCCGGCGAGGACCAAGGAGAUUUACAGAUGGCACCAGAGGAAGAAGAAGGCAAGGAGGUGAACGUAGAAAAGGAUGCAAUCAGAGGUGAGGAAGACAAGAAGGAGACAGGGGAAGACAGGGAAAAAGAAGCAGAGAAGCUCGAGGAGGACAGCGAGGAGGGAGGAGAUGAGACAGCGGAGGACAGGAAGGAAGCAAGCAAGAGGAGACGUGAGACCAGGAUCAUGGUUGGAGAGGAAGUUGGCGACGAGUGGAAGAUAACGGGGAAGAGCCGGGCCGACGGCGUGGAAGAAAGCUGAAGCAAAGACGGAGACGUGAAGUGGGCGGCUACGGCUGUGGCUCCACCCACAAACCCACCUGUUCAGGUCAUCAAGCUCCAAAUGAGCUGGAACACACAUGUAUAAAAAUGAGAUGUUGGACAGACGAUGUGACUGAUGAUGGAUUCUAUUCCUCUUUAAUAAAAUAAAUCUUCAGCUUUGGGUCUUUUUAUUAGUGAUGAAAUGUUUAAAUACAAAUUAAAGUGCAGCCAAGCUCUCCGUCUUAAAGCAGCAUUCUCUACUAAUAUAGAAGUUCGUCAGUCAUCCUCUACACCGCUUACCUAAAGAGGGUCGCGGGGGUCAAUGGAGUCCACACCAGCAGAGACCGGGUCCAGUGGACUGGCCUCCAGUCACAUAGACACACAGAACCAGCACACGGGAAAGUUAAACCUUAGGCUGGAGCGUUUUAGAUUACAUUAGAUUAUGAGCUUGUCUCUGCACUGGGGGAGGAAGCCCGAGAACCCAAACAGCCUCCACCCAGAGAGGUGCUGGGGGAUUUGAACCCAGGACCUUCUUCUGAGGACACAGUGCUAACCACCGUGCCACACCGGUCCCGUAGAGGUCUAUGGGGAAAUGACUCCACUUCUCUCUUGGUUUAUUCCCUCAGUAAACAUUGUAAAGUUUAUGGUCUCUAGUUUCAAGUCUUCAACACAGCCUGAUGGUCAUUUAGUACAUUAUGGUCCAUGAAGAGUCCAACAUGGGCCGAGUCUCAACGCCGCUCGGCGGCCUCCUUCAGGACGCAGACGUCACUUCCGCUGCGACUCGUCCGUCCCAACCGUCGUCCUCCGAACGCGGUGGAGGGACGCAGUCCUCCAGGAGCCGUUUGGAGGACACAUCCGACCUGUCCUUUGCGGACCAGCAUAUCCCAGCAUGCAGUGCGGGAUUUAAUUUAUUCAGGACCCGGGUCCAUGUUCUGUUCUUCUGAACAUCAAAGUACAAACACACAUUUAUAACAAACGAACCUGAAAUAUCACUUUCUGUCAGUAACGUUACAGAAUAAAUACAGAAGGAAACUGAA
Gasterosteus aculeatus aculeatus (three-spined stickleback) is the source of this 6641-nucleotide messenger RNA. RefSeq names its product pogo transposable element derived with ZNF domain b (gene pogzb). The record is from RefSeq and is a predicted model, not a curated record. Lineage: Eukaryota; Metazoa; Chordata; Actinopteri; Perciformes; Gasterosteidae.